AUGCCUAAGAAUAGCAACUUCGGCUCGCCUACGAACGACGUCGGCUCAAGCCCGGCGUUGAAUUUUUUUGUAACCUGCGGAGCAAUGGCGUUUACCGUCAAGCAAAUGUCUCUGAUAGUGGCAACCCUUGGAAUUUUGUCCUUUGUCUUUGGAGUUAUUGCUGAAAACAAGAAGCCUGCAGCCGGCAUUCCCAUAACAGGGAAAGGUGUAGUCAUCUGCAAGUACCCAGCUGAUCCAUCUGUGGCUUUAGGAUACUUGUCCAUUGCAUUUCUUAUUAUCUCGGGUGUUGCUGGUUGUAUUUCCCUUUUUCACCCUUACCAAGGAAAGUCUGUUCCCUGGGCGGCUUUCUUCCAGAACAAGGGAUUCCUCGUAUUUCUCAGUGUUGCCACGGCUACAUUCCUACUAGCGUUUGCAUUCUUGCUGUGGCCCACGAUCCAAGAGCAUAGCCACCGUGUGAACAACGUGCACCACAAUUUGGAAACAAAAUGCCCGACGGCCAAAACGGGUAUUCUAGGCGGUGGGGCCUUUCUGUCGCUUGAUUCUUGCCUCUUCUGGUUGGUUGCUCUAAUGUUGGCUGACAAUGUCCGUGCUGACUAUUUUGAAGAGUCGGAUGAGAAGGUCCCGACUAGCUAUGACACGGCCGAGCCACUUAAGGCAAUUGCUUGA
Messenger RNA from Striga hermonthica, 666 nucleotides. The record is from the annotation of a GenBank genome assembly. Lineage: Eukaryota; Viridiplantae; Streptophyta; Magnoliopsida; Lamiales; Orobanchaceae.